Molecule: messenger RNA, 2168 nt
Organism: Helianthus annuus (common sunflower)
Lineage: Eukaryota; Viridiplantae; Streptophyta; Magnoliopsida; Asterales; Asteraceae
Product: putative pentatricopeptide repeat-containing protein At3g08820
Exons: 1
Coding region: 51-2087 (678 amino acids)
Biological process (GO): RNA modification
Molecular function (GO): RNA binding; zinc ion binding; protein binding
Source: RefSeq, a predicted model, not a curated record
ACCAAAGCAUAAAGUAUGAAUAACCAGUUGUUGGUGGUUAGAUAUGAAAUAUGAACAUUUCCUCAGAGAUUAAAACUCGUCUUCUUCAAGGUUUCACCUCCAUCAAGCCCCUCAAACACAUCCACGCUCGUCUUCUCCGUUCCAAUCUCCUCCACGACUGUUACCUCUGCAACAUUCUCUUACGUAGCAGCUUCAAUUUCAACAAAAACACACAUUACUCUCAACUCCUCUUCUCCCACAUCCAACAACCCAAUGAGUACGUCUGGAACACCCUCAUUCGCGGCCUCGUUUCCCAUGAUCACUUCCAUCAAUCCAUCAACCGAUUCCACUCAAUGCGCCAGUUGGGUUUCUUACCAAACCACUUUACCUUCCCCUUUGUGUUGAAAGCCUGCACCAGAGUUUUGGACUUAAGAUUGGGUGUGGAGCUGCAUACUAUCAUGGUGAAAGUGGGUUAUGAUUGGGAUGUCUUUGUUAAGACUGGGUUGGUUUGUUUGUACGCGAAAUGCGGGCGCUUGGAUGAUGCGUGUAAGGUGUUUGAUGAAAUGCCUGAGAAGAAUGCGGCUUCAUGGACUGCGGUUAUUAGUGGGUAUAUUGAAUCGGAUAGGUUUACUGAAGCUCUUGAUGUGUUUAAGAAGUUGUUGGAGAUGAAUUUGAGACCGGAUAGUUUUACCCUUGUAAGGAUUUUGUCAGCUUGUUCUCGGUUAGGGGAUUUGAGGACUGCAGAGUGGGUGGAUAGCUGCGUAACGGGUCUUGGAAUGGGUAAGAAUAUAUUUGUCGGCACUGCGUUUGUGGAUACGUAUGCGAAAUGUGGAAGCAUGACAAAAGCGCUUGCGACGUUUGAUCAAAUGCGUGAAAAGGAUGCGGUUACUUGGGGUGCGAUGAUCCAAGGUUAUGUUUCAAAUGGGGAGCCGAAAGAAGCUCUGGAUAUGUUUUACAGAAUGAAGAAUGAUAACAUAAAGCCUGAUUGUUACACCAUAGUUGGAGUUCUUUCCGCUUGUUCGAGCUUGGGAGCUCUUGAGCUAGGGGAGUGGGCGCGUACAUUGGUUGAUAAAAACGAGUUCUUGUAUAACCCUAUUGUCGGUACAUCACUUAUCGACAUGUAUGCAAAAUGUGGGAAAAUGGGAAGUGCUUGGAGAGUGUUUAAAGAAAUGAAAGAAAAAGAUCUUAUUGUUUGGAAUGCUGUAAUAACCGGUCUUGGAAUGACUGGUCAAACCAAAGUUUUAUUCGGUCUUCUCGGUCAACUAGAGAAGUUAGGGAUACACCCAGAUGGGAAGACCUUUAUUGGCAUCCUUUGUGGGUGUACACACGCAGGUCUUGUUAACGAUGGUAAACGAUACUUCAAUAACAUGACUCGUGUGUUUUCGUUAACUCCUUCGAUUGAACAUUACGGGUGCAUGGUAGAUCUCCUUGGGCGAGCUGGUUUAUUAGACGAGGCUCACCUUUUGAUCAAAAGUAUGCCAAUGGAACCUAACGCCAUUGUUUGGGGAGCACUAUUGAGUGGAUGCAGGUUACAUCGCGAUACCCAACUAGCCGAAUAUGUUUUAAAAAAGUUGAUUGAGUUAGAGCCUUGGAAUUCAGGAAAUUACGUACUAUUGUCUAACAUAUUCUCGGCUAAUAAAAAUUGGGAAGAUGCUGAGAACAUAAGAUCAGCGAUGAGUCAUAGAAGCAUUCGGAAGAUACCAGGAUGUUGUUGGAUAGAAGUAAAAGGUGUUGUUCAUGAGUUUCUUGUUGGAGACAAAUCUCAUCCAAUGCAGGAACAAAUUUAUGCUAAACUUAGUGAGUUAACCAUGGGAUUAAAACAAAUGGGAUAUGUUCCGACAACAGAAUUUGUGUUAUUUGAUGUUGAGGAUGAAGAGAAAGAGCAUUUCUUGGGUUGUCACAGUGAGAAGUUAGCUAUCGCGUUUGGUCUAAUCAGCACUAAACCUGGUGACGUGAUUCGGGUCGUGAAAAAUAUACGUGUUUGUGGUGACUGCCACAUGGCAAUAAAGCUGUUUUCGAAAAUUACGGGUAGAGAGAUAGUUUUACGCGAUAAUAACCGAUUCCAUUCGUUUAUUGAUGGCUCAUGUUCUUGUGGAGAUUAUUGGUGACAUAAGUUGCAUUAUCAUAUUCCUAUGCAGAUACUCCUAUUCCUAUAUAUAAAAGAUUAGAUUUUUCUUCUUUAUGAUCAA